This is a messenger RNA of Malus domestica (apple), 828 nucleotides long. RefSeq lists its product as uncharacterized. The record is from RefSeq and is a predicted model, not a curated record. Lineage: Eukaryota; Viridiplantae; Streptophyta; Magnoliopsida; Rosales; Rosaceae.
CUGCUUCUGCUUUUUGGGAUAUAGCCUCUUGUAUUUAUCCUUGAGGAGAAGCAUUUUAGUCAAAUUUCAUACAUAUCAGAAUCAGAUUCUGAGAAACACAGAACAUAUCCACGUUUCGAACAUGUGUCUAAAUGUGUAAAUAUAAUUGUUCUUUUAAGGCUUUUUUGCUGUAUUUUUUAUUGGCUUUAGGUUCAUGUAAAGAUUCCUCUCCUGUCCUCUCUCUCGAUCGUUUAUAUAUAUAUAUAAACAUGAGUAGGCCAACCACCCCACAACUCCUUUCUCAUCCAUUCCUUCUAGCUGUCUCUUUCUUCUUCUUCCUCCUUUCCUCUCAACUAUCCCAUUGUCCCUCAUGGCAGCUACAGCAUCAUCAAAUGCUUCUGCAGAAGCACUUUCCAAUCUAAGAAUCGUAGUAGAAAGCAAUCUCUCUGAUUCACGAUUAUCUGAGUUGGGUAUUAACUCAUGGCCCAAAUGGGGGUGUCCGCCUGGAAAGUACACAUUGAAGUUUGACGCAGCGGAAACAUGUUAUCUGGUGAAAGGCAAAGUGAAGGUAUACCCUAGAAAAGGCUCAUCAUCAUCAUCGUCUUCAGAUUUUGUAGAGUUUGGUGCUGGGGACCUUGUGACCAUUCCCAAGGGAGUCAGUUGCAUAUGGGACGUCUCAGUUGCUAUCGAUAAACACUACAAAUUCGAUUCUUCGUGAUCAUAUCAUCUUCAUCAUCAUAAUUAAUUAGCUAAUUAAGCUAGCCAUCUUCCAUUAAUUAUUGUACGUAGCUUCUGGUUUCUGUUUAGCUAAUCAUGAAAUGCAUGUAAUUAAGUAUAAUCUCCCACACA